AUGUCGGCUUAUUCCAACUCGCAAAUAACUGCAUGGCUUCAACAUAUUCGCCUACCCUCGUCAUACAAACAAUACACAUACAAUCCAGCAGCCUUUCCAAAAACAGAAGAAUCUUUGAAAGCUCUGUUUCGCGCCCAGAUUACGACUUUUCCUUAUGAAAAUCUUUCUGUUCAUUAUUCCUCCACCCAUCUGGUCGAUAUCCAGCCUGAUGCGCUAUAUACCAAAAUGAUGGGGCCCAUCAGCAAUGGCAGAGGUGGUUAUUGCAUGGAACUUAGUAUAUUUUUCCAUCAUAUGCUAAGAGGACUUGGAUUCCAUGUAUAUAUGACUGGCGUACGCAAUCGUACGCGAACAAAUGGAGUGCCGCAAGGGGAGACUCAAGGCUGGACUCAUAUCAACAACAUCAUCCACCUCCCGGACGGAUCUAAGUUUACUGCGGAUGUAGCCUUUGGUGGUGAUGGGCCAACUUUGCCCCUUCGCAUGGAUGAGAAAGCCACGAUACACAGUAAUCUAGGCAGUCAAGACGUCCGCCUUAUUCAUGAUGUACUUCCAAAACAACGACUAUUGGAUCCCAAGGUAUGGAUAUACCAAUACCGCAACGGCGCAGAUAAACCGUGGAAUUCAUUUUACAGCUUUUUGGAAGUCGAAUUCUUUCAAGAGGAUUUUGAAGUGCAAAAUUGGUGGGCAAGUGCGAAGACGUUACAUCGAUGGACAGUAUUGGCGGUAAGAUUUUUGCGAGAGGGGGAACCUGUCAAGUAUCCGCACCAAGACUGGAAAGCUGAUUGUGGGGAGGAAAUUAACAUCGUUGGCAAGGUGAUGCUGGUCAAUAAUCUGGUCAAACUGAAUAUGGGUAAUAAAACAACGGUAAUCUUGCAAUUUGAUUCGGAAAAACAGAGAUUGAGCGCGCUGCGGGAGUUUUUUAAUAUUCGACUGACAGAAGAAGAGAUUCGAUCAAUAAAUGGAUGGGAUAUGGCGCUGACCGAUUCCAACUAG
Molecule: messenger RNA, 990 nt
Organism: Trichoderma virens Gv29-8
Lineage: Eukaryota; Fungi; Ascomycota; Sordariomycetes; Hypocreales; Hypocreaceae
Exons: 3
Coding region: 1-990 (329 amino acids)
Molecular function (GO): acetyltransferase activity
Source: RefSeq, a predicted model, not a curated record